AUGUAUUCCCACGAGAAUGCCACUGACAAAGCUCGCAGGAUACAGGACGAGCGUAUCAAAGCCGACUGGAACUUUUUCGUCACUUGGGAACAGUGGGUGCCACCGAAGUUGUGUCCGAUUCCAGCCACUCAAAAUGUGCGGAUCCCUGUGGGUAACCACAACAUUCACAUUCGACCUAACAUUACAACUACAUCUGGCCUGCCUCAAGUCAUGAAAUCCAACGUCUCAAGUAUGCCAUCCAGCCAGCCACAUCCUGAAGGACUUCCCAAGAAACAUUUGGGCGGUAAAGUGCGGACGGUGAACACAACCACUGCAACAUCAUCGGCCGAACCACAAUAUGAAGGCCAAGUGUUUGACGUGUGUUGGGACACCGAGGUCGAUCCGGCGCCGAUCAUUGUUGCAGACGCAGCCACACCGCCGGCAGCAGGUUCAUAUGACCUUUGUUGGGAUAGCCAAGGAAGUCCACAGAAGAUUAAUUUGGCGCCAAUCCAAGAGCUGGCAGCUACGAAGACUCACACCUUGGAUGUCACCAUGCCCCUGGCGGCCAAUCAAUAUGAUAUGUGUUGGAAUAAUAGUCCGUCUGUGUCAGUGGAUGGAUACAGGGGCAAGUGUUGGUCAUUACCACCGACCAUCACUAACCAUCAUUCAGGCGAUUUCGACAUGUGCUGGGAAGAUUCAACAUCUGGCGGAGAUGGUCACAUUGACAUGGGCGACACACCGGUAUUAUAUGAUCUGUGCUUUGACACAUCCUUGCCGGCCACAUCUCCAGGACCAAGGGAUGACUCACCGAGUCAGACAGUCAACUUAGGACCAAUGGAUGACUCGCCGAGUCAGACGGUCAACUUAGCGGGCGACACACCGGUAUUAUAUGAUCUGUGUUUUGAUGCAUCCUUGCCGGCCACAUCUCCAGGACCGAGGGAUGACUCGCCGAAUCAGAUAGUCGAAGCCACAGAUGACCCCAGAGCACAAUCCAUGGAUAUCUUGGAUGCCAACCAGGAUUUAAUUUCAGAUUAUCGGUAUGCUCGCGAUGAAUUCCUCGCGGCCAGCGAUGACAUUGCCAAAAUCGAACAUCUGAUGAACAUGCACUGGCAAAUUGAUGAUCCACUGCAUAUAUUACUACUAGCGAUGAGGAAAAUGGGCCGGGGAGAUUCCCCAAUCCAGUAG
Suillus discolor is the source of this 1164-nucleotide messenger RNA. RefSeq lists its product as uncharacterized. The transcript has 7 exons. The record is from RefSeq and is a predicted model, not a curated record. NCBI's taxonomy places the organism in Eukaryota, Fungi, Basidiomycota, Agaricomycetes, Boletales, Suillaceae. The coding region runs from base 1 to 1164 and encodes 387 amino acids.